GGAGCGGACCGACCAACCUGCAGCCUCUCUGUCUUGUAGUCAGGCUUCCCCAGCUGCUCCGCCGAUCCGGACUGAGUCUGCGCAAUGGGCGCUCGUCAAGUGUAGGAAACCAAUCGCGCGUCUGCACCGAUGAACCGGAGAGAGUGAGAGACAACACACACACACACACACACACACACGGAGACAGACGGGAUGAAGCUCGGGCAGCACACGGACUGUUUCCUCCGGUAAACACGCAGGAGCCUGGACAUCACCGGCGGACAGCGGAGGGGGGGAUCUCGGGGACUCAGCCAUGGCGACGGGAGGAGGAGGAGGAGGUGGAGGAGGUGGAGGAGCGAGGCGGAGGAGGAAAGCGGGGCUCCCGGGAUUGUGCUGGAAGACCUGCUACUUUCCCAUUUUGUUCUGGGUCGUUUCCGUCUGCGGAGAAGAGAAGACGCUGAUUGUGGAGACGUGGCUGAAGAACUACGGCUACCUGCUGCCUCACGACGUCCGCACGUCGGACCUGCGGCAGGAGAAAGCCAUGCAGUCCGCCGUGGCCGCCAUGCAGCGCUUCUACGGCAUUCCUGUCACGGGAAUACUGGACGAGACGACCAUCGAGUGGAUGAGGAGACCUCGCUGCGGCGUCCCAGAUCAUCCUCACACCAGCCGGCGGCAGAGGAACAAACGCUACGCUCUGACGGGACAGAAGUGGAGAGACAAAAAGAUCUCCUACAGCAUUUCCAACUUCACCCCUAAAGUGGGAGAGAAGGACACCCAGAGAGCGAUCCGACAGGCCUUCAACGUGUGGCAGACCGUCACGCCGCUCUCCUUCCAGGAGGUGCCGUACUCGGAGAUCAAGAAUGAGGGGAAGGAGGCCGACAUCAUGAUCUUCUUCGCCUCUGGUUUCCAUGGUGACAGCUCUCCGUUCGACGGUGAGGGAGGUUUCCUGGCUCACGCCUACUUCCCCGGCGCCGGCAUCGGUGGAGACACGCACUUUGACUCGGACGAGCCCUGGACGCUCGGCAACGCCAACCACGACGGUAACGACUUGUUCCUGGUGGCGGUCCACGAGUUGGGUCACGCGUUGGGUUUGGAGCACUCCAACGAUCCGAGCGCCAUCAUGGCUCCUUUCUAUCAGUACAUGGACACGCACAACUUCAAGCUGCCUCUGGACGACCUGCAGGGCAUCCAGAAGAUCUACGGAAUCCCCACGGCCAUGCUGGAGCCCACCAGGCCGUUACCCACCUUACCUUCUCGGCGGACGCACCCGACCUCCGAACGCAAACACGACCGACACUCCCGUCCGGCGCGGCCGUCCGGCGACCGGCCGGCGCUGCCCGGAAACGGCAAACCCAACAUCUGUGACGGCAACUUCAACACCGUGGCCUUCUUCAGACGGGAGAUGUUCGUCUUCAAGGACCGGUGGUUCUGGCGUCUGAGGAACAACAAGGUGCAGGAGGGUUACCCCAUGCAGAUCGAUCAGUUCUGGAAGGGCCUGCCGCCUCGCAUCGACGCCGCCUACGAGAGAUCUGACGGCAAAUUUGUUUUCUUCAAAGGCGAUAAGUACUGGGUGUUCAAGGAGGUGACGGCUGAGCCGGGGUACCCUCACAGCCUGGUGGAGCUGGGCAGCUGCCUCCCCAAAGACGGCAUCGACACGGCGCUGCGCUGGGAGCCGGUUGGAAAGACGUACUUCUUCAAAGGGGACCAAUACUGGCGCUACAACGAGGAGAAGCGCACGGCCGACCCCGGGUACCCCAAACCCAUCACCGUGUGGAAGGGAAUACCGGACGGACCGCAGGGGGCCUUCAUCAGCCGGGAGGGAUACUACACCUACUUCUACAAGGGGAAGGAUUACUGGAAGUUCGACAACCAGAAGCUCACGGUGGAGCCCGGAUACCCCAAGUCCAUCCUGCGCGACUGGAUGGGCUGCGACCAGUCUGACAUCGAGCGCUCCGGCAGCAAGGGUAACCGCGGUGACCGGCAGCUGCCCCUCGACGACGUGGACAUCAUGGUGACCAUCAACGACGUCCCGACGACGGUCAACGCCAUCGCCGUGGUGAUCCCUUGCAUCCUGUCGCUGUGCAUCCUGGUGCUGGUGUACACGAUCUUUCAGUUCAAGAACAAAGGAGUGCAGCAGAACACCAUGACGCAGCACUACUACAAAUACCCCGUUCAGGAGUGGGUAUGACAGGCAACGCUUCUUCGAAGAGGUCAAAGCUCGUGGACUGAAGGGGGGUCGUGCCGUUAGUUAGCUUAUCUCGGCUAACGGCCUCAAACGCUCGCUAAAAAAACAAUGGAACGUCAGUGCUGAAAGACGCUAACUGUGCUAGCUAGUGGUAACAGGGCGCUCGCUGAAAAUGCUCUGUGGGAGUAGAUUUAGACUUUGGCUGAGAGUGUGUGUGUGUGUGUGUGUGUGUGUGUGUGUGUGAGAGGGAGAUUCGUGCCUGUCUCGUGACACAAGUACAAAUUAUUCCUCAGCGGGCGAAGAUCCUCGAAACACAACAACCGAGGACGGCGAGAUCAAGUCCGCAAAGUCUCCAGGAGGGAUCUGAUUGGCCGACAGCAUGAGAUGGGGUCUCAUGAGCAGCACUGAACUCUGACUUCUUACUUCUUCUCGGACCUACAACCCGACUCUCUUCUCAGUGAAAAGAAAAGAAAAAAAGGAUUUGGAGCAGAAAGAAAACGCUCCUUAAAGCCAGAAGACGCCUCCAAGUUUGUUCUUUACAGCAGCUUGUACACGUGAACUACUGAUGAAAUUUAAUGAAAAAAAAAAAAAACAAAACAAAGAAAAGAAAAGAAAAGAAACGGUUUGAAAACGUCAAACUUGAAUUUAAAAUUUAGGUAGAAAGGCCAUAACAAAAAGAAAAAAAAAACAAGGAUCUCUCUGUGGAGUUUAGUUUGAUUUACUUUAGUUGUUAUGGAGAUGUUAAACUGUUAAAGAGGACCUUUUUCUCUCUUCUUUCACCAAACACAACAAACAUCUUCAUCACGAUCACCUCAGACGUUCGUCACGUCUCAGCUCCCCUCAGCUCGUCAGAAAAGUGCUUUGAUUUACACGACUGUUUUUUUUUUUAACGGAUGUAAAAUAGCUUGUCAUCGGCGUAUAAUGACAGAAUGGAUUAAUGAGGGUUCAACAGCCUUAACUGUGUCCGACACACAAGCUGGGUGUGUAUUUAUUUAACUGCUGCAAGUGAAACUUUGGAUGUAAAGUGGAAAUAUUUCACUUUUACUUUUAUCCAGUUUCUUUCAGAUCAUAAAUGUUCUCAGAUCUGAGAAACCAACGUGUAGGAUUUUGAGAGACAUCCUGACGGGAGUGGAAUAUGAUGUUCGCAGUUGUGUUUUCAUGAGUGUAAAGUAACCUGAGAAUCGUGUUUUCGUUACCUUAGAAUGAGCCUUUUAUAUCUCCGGAGUGGAGCGAGUCCGCCAUGUUUCUACAAACUAAUCACCGUAAGAGAUGUUGAGACGAGGAAUAUUUAGUUUGUUGUCAUCUGCCACCUCACCACUAGGUGCCACUAAAUCCAACACAAUUUAUGUGAUUUACUGUGCGGAACGUUAUAGGUUAGGAUGAAUUUGAGGCAUUUCUCUCCAGGAUAAAGUCUUACUGUUUGUGUGUUCGAUCGGAUGAGGCACUACUUUCACUUCUCCUUUCUGGCAACAGCAUUUUUCUGUCGGGAGGCUCCUCGAGAUGUGACAGAGCUGAAAAAACUGCAACAAAAAAAAGGCGAGGAUAGAGAAAGGACGGGGACAGGGAGGCAGAAUAAAGCCGGGCUUCAGCAGUGCACAGAGGAUAUGUGGGUCUGUAUUAGUAUGCUGGCUGCGGCACAGCGACAUCGACCGAGCUUAAUGAAGUACUUCUGUUCACAAAGCUCUGAUAGGGGCUCCUCGCCCUCCACAUCCCUCGCUUUAAUCCCACUGUCCUCCUCUAAUUCUACCCGUCCAUCCGGCCUCUCCUCCAGCAAAUCUUUAUCCCUUUUACAUUCUCCUGCGUCCGUCUGUGCUGCUGCUUUCUUUACAUCUUUUUAGGUUCAGAAGCUCAUAGUUUGUCUUUUUGUUUGCAGCACACCAUCUGCAUCCAGUCUGCUUUCAUCACCAUUUCAUUUAUCAUUUAAGUGCUUUUAAACUGAGUGCCAACAUUUGUUGUGAAAUGUAUUCGUGUUUUGAUCUUUUAAAGUUACAUAAGACUGAGAGGCAUUAAAAGACAGACAUUACCGUGUAAAUAAUAACAGAGGGAGCUGCCAUUUUCUACAGGAGCCCAGAAUGGACAAACCAAACACCGGCUGCAGAGAGAGGCUUUGGAGAAGAGAUGAGGGAGGGUUAUUUGAUCACAGUCCUACACACUGGAUCUGGUUCAAAGUAGGAAAACCUGCAAAUAUAUACUUUAUUGUCCUCUAGAGAAAAUUUGUCAUGGAGUCAAAGUGCGUAGUGGACAGUAGUAGCUGCCGAUCAAACACAGCCAACACAUACGUGUUUUUCUCUCAUCGUUGAUUCUGGCCCGUUUGGUUUCAGUCGGUAUGUUCUGGGCAGUGUAGCCGAUUUCAACAGCUGCCAUUUUAGGAUGCCAACAUGUGAAGUUAGCUUCCUCUCUGAUGUAGAGAUCGGAGCGAUGCAGGAAGACUUUACCUGUCGUCCUCACAGGAAGCACUGCAGUUCAGACUCAGCCUGCUUUAUUUAAAAACACAAGCUGCAUCAUUUAAAUGUCAUUAACUCCAAUAUGACUCAUGCUGGUUCACGCAGAGGCCGGUCGGCUCCCCAGAGGGGGUUUGGAGUCCCCCAUCCGUGACCUCCCACCCGGGGCGAGAAAUCCCUGCAUCAUCCAGUCAGCGUGACGCAGUGGAGGAUGUAAACGCUGCUGUUUGGGCUGAGAGGAGAUUAUGAACUAACUGGAUGAGUUAAGAAAUGCCUCGUCAUCAUCACGCUACAACAGCCUCUCAGUUUUAUCUUGUUCCUGAAAGGAGUUUGAACUAUACUGUCCAUAUAUAUAUAUAUAUAUAUAUAUAUAUAUAUAUAUAUAUAUACCCAUGCAUACUGUGUGCACAUUAAUAAUGCAGCUGGUGUCUUUUCAAGGCUACACUUCAGGCUCCGCACAUCCUGUCUGCCUGUUUUCAUCUCUCUGUUGUUGUUCUCGUUCUCUGUGCUUUGUACCUUAUUCACCGAGCUCCCUGUCCUGCAGUAAUUGAAUGUGUUCUCGCCGCAUAUCCUCGCAAUUACUUGCCGGUGUCGAGAGCAAUUCAGCACACGCAGCAUUCAGCGCAGAUCGAUGUAGUUCGAUACCUUACGGAGCUAUUUUCCACCCGCUCAGAAAAACGUAGAUUUGUUCCUGGAGGGUGGAACAAUAAACACAGAGCGAGACGUUCUGCUCCUCGUACGUUUAAGUGUCUGCUGGAGGAGAAUCGUGAAUGUCUUUCCAAAGAAAAACGGCCUGUUGGGCCGAACUUGUCUUACUUACUUGUUUUCUCAGUGUGAGCGUGAUGAAGUCUCGAUUCAAAAAAAAAAGAUGCAUUUUUGAUCAAAAUUAGAAGAGCUGCCAACAUUUGGAUGAUAUGAAGGCUCACAUGAGGUUCUGAUUAAUCUGCAGAUUAUUUCUGGAUUCAUCAGUUCAUCGUUUUUUACUUGUUUACGAAGUUUAAGGUCAAUACAGAAAGAAAGUAGCAGGACAUCGUCACAUUCGAGAAGCCGGAAACAACAAAUGUUUACUUCAAUAAUGAAUCAAUGAUCAUAAUAUUCACUUUGUAAUGUUCUCUCAAUUGAUUGUCAGUAAGUCUGAAUACUCAGCAUGUGUUCCUGAUGGAAACUGGUGGGAAACAGUUCUAUAUACGAAGCUGAUGAGAAACUAAAGAUGCCGAAUGUCUGUUUUUAAAAUAUUUAUUCAUGAACAGUUUCUGUCACGAAGGAUGUAAAUCAGUCUUCAGUUAUUCAGUUACAAAUGUCUCAUUGAUGAAAAGAUUAUGAAAACUGAAAAGGAAAAUGGAAGUUGGCUUGUAUGUUUACUUACAUCAGAACUAGUAUAGAUACGGAGUCAUGAUGAAGAUGAUGACGGCGAUGAAGAUGAAGUCAUUAGCAGUUUUAAAGGCUCCAUUUUUAGACUGUUUAUCUAAUUUUUUGAUUGUCUUCCUCACUUUUAACUCUGCGUGUCGAUCUUUAAAACUGUUUUAUCAGCUGAAACUUCUAUUGAUGAAAAUCCCGUCAGGUUUUCUGCUUCUGUGCUCGUCUUGGACACGUCAGGCUGUAGGAGUGUAGAUGUUGUGUGAUCGUCGUGCUCGUUGACCUGGUUAUCAGCGGCGUGGUGUCUCUGCUCGCCGCUGGUGCACUUUGACCCGUUUCAGUCCUGCUGUUAACUUCAGUCCUGAGUGAUCCAGUCACAAGUGGACGGCUCGGAUCACGCUUCUCAAACCCGUCCAUCGCUGGGACGAACAGACUCAAUGUUUUUUACACAAAGACAGAAAGAAGCUCCUGUAGAACAUUUGCUGCAUUUACAAGAACGUCCAAAUAAUGAAGAAUUAGUCAGAGACGGACUUUCACGGAGCUUAUAAAGUUUCUCAGGACCAGAAGCAGAACAAACAAACAACUUCAUGUUCUGAUUUAAUGCUGAACUAACUAAAGGAAAUAAUAAUUUUGAAUUUUUAAUAGAAAAGUUUUUUAGGGUUUGUUGAAGUUUCUCCUCACGAAACAACUCUUAAAAUCACCACAUUUGUUAAGGGAGUGUGGUGAUGUUGAGUUAAUUUAAUGUUCUGAUUCAAUGCUGAAUUUACAAGAAGGCUCUGACGAUUUAGAAAUUGUCGUAAACAUUUCACAAAGUUUGUUAAAGUUUCUCCUCAUGAAACAUCUCUUAAAAUCACCACAUUUGUUAAUGGAGUCUGGUGAUGUUGUGGUGACGCGUUCAGUGCUUCUUCUUCUGAUGUAAACGCUAAGAAAAUGUGGUCAUACGCAGCCCAGACCACCUCUGAAUGAUCUGAUGAAUGAAGGCGUCCUGUACUCAGAGCCGUCCGCAUGCAGUCAGGAGGGUUGUUGUUGAUACUGGGUCUGAACCGGGUCUCUGUGAAGCUGCAGGCUGGUUGUGAAGCAGGUGAGUCAUCAGUCGAGUGUGUUGUGACUCUGUGGUUUAACCUGAGAGAUGAGGGAGAGUUGUAGCUUUGUGUCGGUGUGUGUUUUCUCCCUGAGGGGGGAAAUGUUUCAUCGAGCUAACGAGGGGUUUCCAUCCCACUCCAGCACGCCCACAUCCCCGAGUUCACCUCGCUGUCUCUCGCCGCCAUCGUCGUUCUUGGUGCUCAUUCAUAAUGUAAACGACUGAGGUGUAGGUGUUGCAUACAGGAUUACCGCUGACGUUGCUAUCAGGUACUUCACUGUAGGUUUUUUACAGUAGCAGACGUGCAGGCUGAUUAUAACCAACAUCCUUUAUAAUGUCGCAAGCCACCGAGUCGCUGCACUGAUGCAUUCUGGGAUUAAGUGCCUUGCUUCACGGCACUUCCGCAGUACAUGUUGAGGGGAGAGAAGAGCGCUUCUCACGCAGUUCCUCAUGCUGAUUUUUUCUGGUUGCUUGCUUGAUUUUUAUUAGCCGUUCUCACAUCAUCCUCAUCAGGUGACAGUGGAUUCAUUAAAGAUGCUGGCAGAGGGUCGUUUGUUGGAGUUUAUUCGGGGGGUCGGUGAGCAGGGAAAACCUUCUUUUAAAAAAAAAAAAUCAGUCUUUGCUCAGAAACAUUUGUUCUGCACUACAGAACCACCGCCCCCCUGCAGAGAGAAGAGACUGUGUAAAUAUUUACUGAGAUUUACAGAAGAAUAGCAGUUUACAAAAAAAAAGAACAGUGUAUUUCAGCAGAUGUCUGUUUGUGGAAAUGGAAGAAGGCCACUUGAAGAAAAACAUACUGUAGUGAUUUAUUGUCGCCUAUUCAUAUUACUUAUAAAAACACACAUAAAGAAAAUAUAUGUACGUGAGAUUUUUAAACUUUGCGGUGGAAAGUGUCCAUCCGCCGCUCUUCUUAUUUAUUCACAGAGGGCGAAGGGUCCUCUGGAAAUUUGCCUCUUUAAUGGUUGUUGUACGCGGACCUGGGACAAACUGGCACCAACACCAGUACUUUAUUCACGCCGGUGUCGUUGGAUUUGUCUGAAACACGACGUCACAUUCCUCCUCUUCUUCGGCCACCUCGCAUAAUUUACUGUGCGAGAGUUUAGCAUCGCAGUUUUCCCUCCGUUCUCCGGGAGGGCCGUUCACAUCGGGUCAUGUUGUCCCGGGUCUGCUGAUGUUCUGGUGGCUUUGGACAACAGUGAGUUGCCUUUAAAGGUAGACUUAGUUAUCUGACAUCGCCACUCCCAAACAGACGUGACUCUUGCCAUGGAUGGUCCAUCUGCGUGACAGAAAAUUCAGGAAACCUUCAAUCAGUCGCUUCAAUCUUUGACAAAGCAACACGAUGAUGCAAAUCUUUUCUGUUUUUCAGUUUUUAGGAUUCUGUGGACAUAGAAAUAAUCUUACACGUCUGAAUUCAAGUUUGUGAACUGUGUUUAAUCACCUUGUUACCUCAUUGUGAACUACACUUCAUUCAAACUGGACGGAAACUAAAUAAAACUCCUCUCCUGCUCAGAGCUGCUGUAAAUCGCCUCUGUACUUUGUCCCGUCUUCAGUUUAACCUCCGUCGCUCUCAGAGGAGAAGUUCAACCCCCGUUUAGUUGCCCUGUCGCUCGCGGUGACUCUGAGGUUGCAGACUCCAGUUGGCUAACAUGGCUACUUAGCUCCACGGCUAACUGAGCUACUUGCUAACAGCAGGUAGUAUUGAAAAUAUCAUGCACGAAAAAAAAAUAAAGCUACUGUCUUUCAAACAGUCCACAGACUUGUUUCAGUUGUGACUGUUUCACUAUGACGGUCCACCAUUUUCUCUCCAAGAAUGUUUUUUUUUCUAACAGUCACGUUUUCACGUCUUUGAACGCGUCUUCGCAGAACAAACCCGUCUGUGGCAACUGUUGCGGUGAGUUCAGAGUGCGGCUUCACGUGGCUGAGUCUUCCUUUAACUUGCCUGUUGUUGCCUUUAGUUUCUAACGUUCUCUUUUCUUAAAAAAAAAAGAAGAAAUAAAUAUACGUAGGUGAAUAAAAACAUAUCAACAGUAGUCUGGCCAGACUUUUUGAGGUUAUAAAAUAUACUGAAGUUCUUUGGAUAAUAUCACAACUACUACUACUACAACUUCUCGGGAGAUUUUAUCAGAUAUAGCUUUAAGAGAGAUUCAAUUCAGUUCGUUUUUCUUAUGAAGACAAAAAAAAUCUGUAAAUAAAGUUUGAUUUUUGUUUGGUUUUGGGUUUUUUGACCAAAUGGGUUGAUUAUAAAAUCAAAAUGAUAAAAAAUCGGACCUUGUUUCACUUCUUUACAUGCAAACUGAUGCACCGUUUUGUUUGUGGAUUUUUUUAUAGUCAUCCUGUCGUCCUCUCAGUCGGAUGUCAAAUAUCAGCUCGUGUAAAUACAAAAAGACCAACGAAAGCUUUUGAACAGUUUUGUAUUUUUAUUUCUUUCUCUUAUUUAAGAUGAAAGUCGUCAUCGUUUGCACAUAAUGUUGAACCAUUUUUAUGACGAUGCUUAUGUUUGAUAGGCAUGUUUACGUUAAUGACUUGAGACGAUUAUCCUGUAAUCCUCCAGUUUUAUUUCUAAUAAGAGGUUUUUAUUAUUUAAACUGCUAACAUGACUGGAAACAGAGAUGAUUCUUUUUUUUCUAUGUUUGCUUUGGUUUUACUGUCCCACGCCAAUUAUAUACCAAUAACACCGUCAUGCUCUGUUAACAAUGAAAUGUCAAUAAAAGUGAAAACUUCAUUGUC
Molecule: messenger RNA, 9769 nt
Organism: Acanthopagrus latus (yellowfin seabream)
Lineage: Eukaryota; Metazoa; Chordata; Actinopteri; Spariformes; Sparidae
Gene: mmp24
Product: matrix metallopeptidase 24
Exons: 10
Coding region: 293-2167 (624 amino acids)
Biological process (GO): extracellular matrix organization; collagen catabolic process; proteolysis
Cellular component (GO): extracellular matrix
Molecular function (GO): zinc ion binding; metalloendopeptidase activity
Source: RefSeq, a predicted model, not a curated record